AUGGCUUCCAUUCCAGUCAUUGUCAAGCAUCAAGGUAAACGCCACGAGGUCGAGCUCGAUCCCUCGUCGAACGGCGAAACCUUCAAGUUCCAGCUGUACUCCCUUACUGGUGUCGAACCUGAAAGGCAGAAGAUCUUGGUCAAAGGAGGCCAGCUUAAGGAUGAUACGCCACUGUCUUCCCUCAACGCCAAGCCGAAUCAAACGUUCAUGAUGAUGGGCACGCCCUCUGGAGAUGGGACUGUUGCAGAUUUGGGGCGUCCUAAGGAAACAAUGAAAUUUUUGGAGGAUAUGACGGAGGCUGAGGCUGCAAGGGCAGAGGGAGCCACUCCUUCCGGUUUGCAGAAUCUUGGAAACACUUGCUACCUGAACUCGACCCUGCAGACUCUGAGAGGUGUCCCCGAGCUUCAGGAUGCACUUCAGAACUAUCAGCCCUCGAGCUCCGGUGGAUCGUCGCGACUUGGUGAUCUCAGCAGCUUUGGUCUGGGCGGUCUGGGCGCCUCUGGGGAUCUCACUGCUUCCCUCCGGGACUUGUUCAAGCAAAUGUCCGAGACGCAAGAGGGAUUCCCGCCGCUUAUGUUCCUCAACUCAUUGAGAACCGCUUUUCCCCAAUUCGCUCAGAAGGACAGGAAUGGACAUGGUUAUGCUCAACAGGAUGCUGAAGAGGCUUGGUCGCAGAUCUUGGCCCAGCUGCGGCAGAAGCUGAUGGUCAAGGAAGGUGAAGGAUCUGAGGCCUCUUUUAUUGACAAGUAUCUCGCUGGACAAUUUGAUUCGGAGACUGAAUGUGAUGAUCCCGCGGCGAAGCAAGUUGGGGAGCAGCCUACAAAGAGCUCGGAUGUCUUCUACAAGCUUGACUGCCAUAUUGGCAAAGAUACUAACCACUUGCAUGAUGGAAUUAUGGAUGGUCUUGAAGAGAAGAUCGAAAAGAACUCGCCAACCCUCGACCGUAAUGCGAUCUAUACGAAGCGAUCGCGCGUUUCCCGACUCCCCAAGUACCUGACGGUGCACUUCGUUCGGUUCUUCUGGAAGCGUGAGACUCAGAAGAAAGCAAAGAUUAUGCGCAAAGUGACAUUCCCCGCUGAACUCGAUGCUGUGGAGUUCUGUACCGAUGAGCUCAAGAAUCAACUUGUGCCUGUCAGAAACAAGUUACGCGAAGUUCGCAAAGAAGAAACGGAUGUGGAGCGUGCGCGGAAGCGCCAGAAGAUUGCCCAUAGAGAUGAAGAAGAGAAGCGGGCAGUGGGAGCAUCCAGCAUGGAGCCCAUGCAGAAAAAGAAGGCAGCGGAAGAAAGCAAGGAAUCCGGAAAGGCAGGUGAGAAGGACACGGAGAUGACAGACGUGUACAAGACGGAUGCAGAGUAUGAAGCAGAAGCGGCCGCAUCUAUUCUUGCUGCUAAGAGGGAACUUGCUGCCCUUGUUGAUCCCAAGGUCGCCGCUGAGUCUGGAACGAACCAGUCCGGUCUUUACGAGCUGCGUGGUGUUAUCACUCACCAAGGUGCCAGUGCCGACAGCGGUCACUACACGGCAUACGUGAAGAAGCAGCAGAGCAAUGGCCGCAGUGAGGACGGAAAGUGGUGGUGGUUUAACGAUGACAAGGUCACUGAAGUUGAGGCUGAAAAGAUCGAAACACUUUCUGGUGGAGGUGAAUCCCACUCUGCGCUUAUUCUUCUUUACCGUGCGGUUGACUUGCCCACUCCUGAAUAA
Molecule: messenger RNA, 1698 nt
Organism: Aspergillus chevalieri
Lineage: Eukaryota; Fungi; Ascomycota; Eurotiomycetes; Eurotiales; Aspergillaceae
Gene: UBP6
Product: ubiquitin-specific protease UBP6
Exons: 3
Coding region: 1-1698 (565 amino acids)
Biological process (GO): protein deubiquitination; regulation of proteasomal protein catabolic process; proteasome-mediated ubiquitin-dependent protein catabolic process
Molecular function (GO): protein binding; cysteine-type deubiquitinase activity; proteasome binding
Source: RefSeq, a predicted model, not a curated record